AUCCACAAGGGGGCGAUAUAGGUUUCCCGGGCGGUAGUUUGUGCAGCAGCAGAGGAAGUUAAGCAGCAGCGUAAACAUGGCUGACAGUGGAGUGACAGAUGAACCUGUCACAAAAGAUGGCAUAGACCGAGCAAAGACUGAAGGCAAAGAGCUGACCAAAGAAGAGAAGCAAAGGCUGCGGAAAGAUAAGAAGAAUCAGAGGAAAAACAAAGAGAAAAAAGAUGACAAGGCUUCACAGGAAAGCAAAGAGAAGCCUGUCAGUGCAGCUGCUCCAUCUCCCCAGCCUCCAGCACAACCCUCACAGAAAGCUCCUUCAGCAGUGACCACUCCUGCACAGGUUCCUGUGUCUGCCUCAGAAACUCAGCAAGCUAAGAGUAAAGCAGACUUGAAAGCUGAGAGGAGAGCUCGGCAAGAGGCUGAGAGGGCCUCCAAACAGGGCAAGAAGGGAGACGUGGGACCGCCGGCCUCCACAGGGAAACCUAAAGCUCUGCCUAGUGAGCUGCAGCCAGUGGUGAAGAGGCUCCCAGAACAUGUUCAAGUGGACAACCCGGACGUUUUAAAGAAACUGGCAAAGAAAUUGGAGAGACAACAGAUCCCACUCCGCUCAGACUAUGGCUACAAAGUCAGCCUGUUUUCUCAUCUCCACCAGUACAGUCGCAAAGCCCCUCUAACACAGCAACUCGGCAUUCCCUCCACAGUGAUUCAUCCUGCUAUUGUUCGCCUGGGUCUCCAGUAUUCACAGGGCAUUGUAGCAGGAUCCAACGCUCGCUCUGUCGCCCUGCUGCAUGCCUUCAAACAGGUCAUAAGGGACUACACUACGCCUCCAAAUGAAGAGCUAUCUAGAGACUUGGUCAACAAGCUGAAACCUUAUAUCAGUUUUUUGAAUCAAUGUCGCCCUCUGUCUGCCAGCAUGGGUAAUGCAAUCAAAUACAUCAAGAAAGAGAUCUCCAAUAUUUCCAGUCAAUGCAAAGAAAAAGAGGCAAAGAGCAAGCUGCUGAGCUGUAUCGAUCGCUACAUUGAGGAGAAGAUCAUCCUUGCUGCUAAAGCUAUUGCCAAGUCCGCCAUAGAAAAGAUCAGUGAUGGAGAUGUCAUCCUAGUUUAUGGAUGCUCGUCGCUGGUCAACCACAUCCUGUGCGAGGCCUUUGAGAAGAACAGGAAGUUCCGUGUGAUCGUGGUGGACAGCAGGCCUCGACUGGAGGGCCGGGAGGCCCUGAGGCGUCUUGUCCAGAGAGGCAUCAGCUGCACCUACGUCCUUAUCUCGGCUGUAUCGUACAUUCUUCCAGAGGUAUCGAAGGUGUUCCUCGGUGCUCACGCUCUGCUGGCCAACGGUUACGUCAUGUCUCGCGUGGGGACAUCACAGAUAGCUCUUGUGGCCAAAGCCUUUAACGUGCCUGUGCUGGUGUGUUGUGAGACCUACAAGUUUUGUGAGAGGGUGCAGACGGACUCCUUCGUAUCCAAUGAACUAGAUGACCCUGAUGACCUCAUUGUGACCCGUAAAGGGACGACCCAGCUUGAGCAUUGGCAGGAAGUGCCCUCACUUGGCCUGCUUAACCUGGUGUAUGACGUGACGCCGCCUGAUUUCGUGGACUUGGUCAUCACAGAUCUGGGAAUGAUCCCGUGCACCUCGGUCCCCGUGGUGCUGAGAGUCAAAAACGUGGACCAGUGAAAGACCUCCUGCUCAUAUCAGUCAGAGCUCGGAGUUUGUGAGCUUGAAUGCUUGCACACAACACAAAAUACCGUGCUUUAAGCAUGCAAUAAAUAUAUAUCUGAAAUGGCAUACGCUUUUUAAACGGA
Molecule: messenger RNA, 1794 nt
Organism: Cottoperca gobio
Lineage: Eukaryota; Metazoa; Chordata; Actinopteri; Perciformes; Bovichtidae
Gene: eif2b4
Product: eukaryotic translation initiation factor 2B, subunit 4 delta
Exons: 13
Coding region: 77-1666 (529 amino acids)
Source: RefSeq, a predicted model, not a curated record